Messenger RNA from Hydra vulgaris (swiftwater hydra), 1866 nucleotides. Its product is annotated as heat shock factor protein. Gene Ontology annotation, molecular function: sequence-specific DNA binding; DNA-binding transcription factor activity. Gene Ontology annotation, biological process: regulation of DNA-templated transcription. NCBI's taxonomy places the organism in Eukaryota, Metazoa, Cnidaria, Hydrozoa, Anthoathecata, Hydridae. The record is from RefSeq and is a predicted model, not a curated record.
UAUUAAUUUUUAAACUUGUAGUAUUAAAUGUUUUUUAAAGUUUUUAUAAAGUCUAAGUCUGAAUAUGGAUGAAGAGCAUGUAUCUUUAAAAAAUGAUGGUUCAGUGCCUCAAGGCCAACCAGCUAUACCAGCUUUUUUACUAAAACUAUGGAGAAUUGUUGAAGAUCCACAAUUUGAUCAUAUGAUUUCAUGGCACCAGAAUGGAAAGACUUUUAGAGUUCAUGACCAAGCAGAAUUUUCAAAGGAAAUUCUGCCAAAAUACUAUAAACACAAUAACUUCUCUAGUUUUGUUAGGCAAGUCAAUAUGUAUGGAUUUCGCAAAAUUAUUGAUCCAAAAAUAGGAGGUUUAAAGAAUGAAAAAGAUCAAUGGGAAUUCUUUCACCCACACUUUAGUAAGGCUGUGCCAGAUGACUUAGCAAAAAUAAAAAGAAAGGUUCAUAUUAAAGAUGAAACAAAAUCAAUGACUUUAUUUGUUGAAGAUAUUGAACGUCUAAAAAUGCAGAAUGACUUGGUUGAAGAAAAGUUUAGCAUAGUUAAGGCAGAGAAUAACCUUCUGUGGAGAGAAAUUUCAGAUUUGCGUGAAAGACAUAAAAAUCAACAAGCUAUUAUAAAUAAGUUAAUACAGUUUUUUGUAAACUUGGUGGUGGGAAGUGGCAAUCAAAAGAUUAUGAAAAAAAGAAGAGCUUUUGAUUUUCUUGAGUCUUCGUCAGCAAAAGUUCCAAAAUCUCAAGUUUUGCAGCCAUACAAUCCUCAAAAUGCAGCUUUUCAACAGUUAUUUCAAGACGUUGAAUCAUAUGAGUCAACAUCACAAGAAGACACUACACCAUACACAGUAACUGUACCACCUGAAGAGGAUGAUCAACUAUUAAAAUUAGUCUCAGAAACAACGUCAGCCAAGAUUCCUUUGCAACAAAUUAAUACUGCUUCAGUUAACGGAUCUGCGAUCCAAGAAACAAGUAAACAAAAUUCUUUUAAUAUUCUUUUGCCUCCUUCUUCAUCUAAGACUCCAAGUUACUCAAAUUCAAAAACAAUAAAAAUUACUCAAGUACCAAACCCAAGCACUAAAAGUGAUUCUGUCAACAAAAUGUCAACAAAAACAAUUAAAAUUGUCCCCAGUGAAAAACCAAAAUCAACUGCAAAGCACAAUAAUGCUAAAAAAACUAAAGUUAUAGAACAAAAUAUUCCAGAAAGUUUUCCUGUUAGUAUAAAAGAUUUAUCUGAGAUUAAAGAUGAAGCCAUAUUAGAUUUAUCAUAUUUGGAAAAUAUUAAUACUGAAGCUAUUUCAAUUGAAGAUCUAUCAAAUAUUACACCUACUGUGUUAGCAGCACCUAUUAUUGAUCAUGAAACAUUAAAUUCAAAUCAACCAACAUCACUUGUAAAAAGACAACUUAGUGUUGCAGAUCGUGAAACUAUCUCACAAGAUGUCGACCAAAUUUCAAAAAGUCUGGAUGUUUUACAGAGCAUGCUUGAUAAAAAUCAGUUAAACUUGGACUUAAGGAAUUUACAAAAUGUAGCGUAUAAUCAAUUACCAACUCAAGUUUCACUUUUGGAUCUUUUACAGAUGAAUCAACGACAGAGUGAAAUUGAAGAUCUAAUAGAAAGUGAACAUGAUAAAAAAGCUCUCGAAGAACAAGGUCAGUUGUUACCUUACACCGUUCCGUUUUCACCAAGUCAACUAAUCGACGAGGACUUUAGUGAAGAAAAUCAUAUUCAAGAAGGUUUACAACCUAACCUCUUCGAUGAUGAUUGUGGCUUUUGAUUUUUAUUUUUUCAAAAAACAAUGAAAAUAAUUUAACUGAAAUGUGUUAAUUUCUUAUUUCGCUAUUUUUAAAAUGCUGAUGUUCGUUUCAAUUAUGUACGCUAUGA